AUGCUAUUUUUCUCGCCGAUCGUGUCGCUGUUGGCCCUAUAUAUUGCGGUGAUUUACGGAUACCUGUACCUCCUCUUCACCACCUUCCCGUCUGUCUUCCUGGAUGUCUACCAUUUCUCCUCUGGGAAUGUAGGACUAACCUAUCUGGGAAUUGGAGUCGGCUCCAUUGUUGGCAUGGUCUUUCAGAGCCUGACUUCCGAUGCAGUAUUCCAAUGGCUGAAGGACCGACAUGGCUUCCCCAAGCCCGAAUAUCGCCUGCCACCUUUAUUCCUGUCGUGCUGGAUAAUCCCGAUCUCGCUCUUCUGGUACGGCUGGACGGCGAAUAGAGACGUGCUUUGGAUAUCGCCUAUUUUUGCAACCUCCCUUAUGGGAUUCGGCAUGGUCAACGCUUUUACAGCCGUCUCCACCUACCUGGUGGAUGCAUAUACAGAGUACGCAGCCUCAGCCAUCGCUGCAACGACCGUCCUUCGAUCUAUCAUUGGAGCCGUCCUUCCCUUGGCGGGUGGUCCCAUGUACAAAACCCUAGGGUUGGGCUGGGGAAAUUCUGUCUUGGCGUUUAUCGCUCUGGCUAUGUGCCUAUUGCCGUUUCUCCUUUACAGGUUCGGCGAGCGGAUUCGGAAGAAGACCUUUGUUACACUGUGA
Molecule: messenger RNA, 642 nt
Organism: Penicillium mononematosum
Lineage: Eukaryota; Fungi; Ascomycota; Eurotiomycetes; Eurotiales; Aspergillaceae
Exons: 1
Coding region: 1-642 (213 amino acids)
Biological process (GO): transmembrane transport
Molecular function (GO): transmembrane transporter activity
Source: RefSeq, a predicted model, not a curated record